Messenger RNA from Symbiodinium natans, 1110 nucleotides. Lineage: Eukaryota; Dinophyceae; Suessiales; Symbiodiniaceae. The record is from the annotation of a GenBank genome assembly.
AUGACAGGCUUCGUGCUCCAGGGCAGCAUCCUCCAACUCCAGAUUGCUCCCAGCGCGCUGCUGCCACUCUUCCCACGCAAUGUCGUGGAGUUGGCGUUCAUGCUCUCACAGGACCUUCCCCGUGCCCCUCCAGCACCCCCAGGGACCACCUGGUCGGUCAUGGAGAGGGCGUCCAUGCUGGUAGUCGUGCCCCCGGUGGGCUACGUCUUCCCGCCACAGUGCGAAGCCAGAGAUGUGCUUGCACCUUCGACGCUGAGUGGCUCCGGCUUGCCGCCGCCCUAUGAAUGCCGCGGCGUGACGACGGGUGCCUACUCAAAUGCCACGCUUCUCCUCAUCGAAGCCCAGGAGAGCUUCCGCAGCGGCAUGCUGCUGAAGGAUCAGGAGUACAAGGUCAGGCUGCUGGUUCGCAACGCCCUUUUCAACGCCGGCGAGCUCGAGAACGGCUGGCGGCUUCUCACCCGCUGGGCCGAGUCCAUGGACUCUUUCGUGACCCUGCACCAGGCGACCAUCCCAGGCUUUGCGCUCAGCGCGAUGCAGGCAGCAAUCCAGCCCACCAGUGUCAACCCGGGCACCUUCCAUAUCCUCAAUGUGACGGUUUCGCCUCGGAAUGAGACGUCGCUGCUGACAGGGUCUGCUCCUGGUGACGCCAGGCUGCUAGCCCUGCUUCUUGUGGCGCCCCGGGGCACGGAGCUCACCUGCGCCGGCUUCCUCCCUGGCAGCUUGGGGGGCGGAAGCGGCCCGGGCGGCUGGGUGGACGCCGAGCGCAUCGCCUGCACCACGCAGGCCUUGCUGCCUACCGAGGGUCCGUGCGCUGAUCCCGGGAUCCCAGUCUCUCCAGGCCUCUGGAGCAUGUGCUUGGCAGCACCUCGGCGACCCCUGUGGGGCACAGGUGUGGACGUGGCGAGCGCUUCGAAUGGAACCCGUGCCGUCACGGGCCGUCCGCUUUGGUUUGGCGCCUUCGCGCGGAACGCCAACUACAUGCCCUUCGACAACACGUGGCUGCUCGUGGUGCUGGGGGACCGAAGUGAUCAGGAGCGGCCGGUCUUCUCGGGCUCCAAGCUGCUGGACGUGGCGGGGCUGGAGGGAUAUCAGCUCCUCAAGCUUUCCUGA